Prunus avium (sweet cherry) is the source of this 1098-nucleotide messenger RNA. Lineage: Eukaryota; Viridiplantae; Streptophyta; Magnoliopsida; Rosales; Rosaceae. The record is from RefSeq and is a predicted model, not a curated record.
AUGGGUGUCAACCCAGUUGCUUGUGUCUUUGUUGGUUACAGUGAUCAACAUCACGGAUAUCGGUGUUUUCAUCCAUCUACAGGGCGCUUAUAUAUUUCCAGACACGUGGUUUUUAAUGAGUCUAAAUUUAACUAUGCUUCUACCAACACUCCACCAUCUUCUCCGACCCCUGACAUUGUUUUUGUACCAGUUCUCCCACUUGCUCACUCAUUAUCUGCUCCUAUUGUCACACAUGUGCCUUCUGAAGUACAUGUAUCUGUAGCAUUAUCACAUCCACUACCCUCUUCUCCGGCCCCCAUUGUUCCAACAACUCAGGCUGCUCAUGAUCCUCCUGAUCCAUCAUCGCCUACUUUGUCUACACAUCCAACAGAAUCUCCACCGGAGACUCUUCCAUCCACUACAUCUACAUCGAAUCCUUUAUCCUCUCGGUCCAGCCCAAUCCAAACACGAUCCAAGUCUGGCAUCUUUAAGCCCAAAAUGCAUUCUUAUAUUGCCACCAAAUAUCCUAUUCCUCAUGCAUUGACUGCUCUUCUCACCCCUGAUCUUGACAUUGUGAUCAACAUCACGGAUAUCAGUGUUUUCAUCCAUCUACAGGGCGCUUAUAUUUCCAGACACGUGGUUUUUAAUGAGUCUGAAUUUUACUAUGCUUCUACCAACACUCCACCAUCUUCUCCGACCCCUGACAUUGUUUUUGUACCAGUUCUCCCACUUGCUCACUCAUUAUCUGCUCCUAUUGUCACACAUGUGCCUUCUGAAGUACAUGUAUCUGUAGCAUUAUCACAUCCACUACCCUCUUCUCCGGCCCCCAUUGUUCCAACAACUCAGGCUGCUCAUGAUCCUCCUGAUCCAUCAUCGCCUACUUUGUCUACACAUCCAACAGAAUCUCCACCGGAGACUCUUCCAUCCACUACAUCUACAUCGAAUCCUUUAUCCUCUCGGUCCAGCCCAAUCCAAACACGAUCCAAGUCUGGCAUCUUUAAGCCCAAAAUGCAUUCUUAUAUUGCCACCAAAUAUCCUAUUCCUCAUGCAUUGACUGCUCUUCUCACCCCUGAUCUUGAACCCACCUGUUACACCCAAGCCUCUCGCUUCCCUCACUAG